CGUCAAAUGUAUGUUCCAUAUAUACGCCGUUGAUUAAGUUACUAAACAACAGGUAAAAAUGCCAAGGUAACAAAACUUUUGUGAGGGAACAAGACCAGAGUACUUACCUUAACUCAAGUCAUUUCUUCUUCCAUCAAUAUUGAAAAUGAGGCUUUUUAAUUUACUCUCCAAGACCCAAUCUUCUUCUCAUCUGCUAAACCUCAUUUUGGUAUCAUCUUCUGUUUGUGUCACCUAUCUUCUUGCAUCCGUCUUGUUAGUGCACAAUACAAAGCCGCCUCUACUGGUAUAUUCCUCUUCCCAAGAUGCUUAUGCACCAACUACUGUGGAGCAUAUUAUUUUCGGGAUAGCUUCAAAUCAAAACUCAUGGCCGAAGCGAAAGGAUUAUGUUAAGCUAUGGUGGAAGCCUCGUCAAAUGCGUGGAUGUGUGUUUCUUGAAACCAUGCCCCCUAAUGCGACUUCAAGGGAUGAUAAUAAUACUUUGCCUCCUGUUUGUGUCUCGAAGGAUACUUCAAGGUUUCAUUACACUUACAGAGGUGGUCUUCGAUCAGCAAUUCGCGUGGCACGCGUGGUUUUAGAGACCGUUUCCCUUAAUCAUUCUAAUGUACGAUGGUAUGUUUUUGGGGAUGAUGACACCGUUUUCUUUCCAGAGAAUUUGGCGAAGACACUUUCCAAAUAUGACCAUCAGCUCUGGUACUACAUCGGGGCUGGCUCGGAGAUUUAUGAACAGAACAGGCUUUUCGGCUUUGGAAUGGCAUUUGGUGGAGCUGGUUUUGCUAUAAGUUAUCCUUUGGCUAAAGUUCUGACAAAAGUUUUUGAUUCCUGUCUAGAACGAUACCCUCAUCUCUAUGGAAGUGACUCCAGGGUCUACUCUUGCUUGACAGAGCUUGGUGUAGGAUUGACACGCGAGCCUGGCUUUCAUCAGUUUGACGUCCGCGGCAACACAUUUGGUUUGUUGGCUGCCCAUCCAUUGACACCCUUGGUAUCACUCCACCACUUAGAUAAGAUGGACCCAAUCUUCCCUAACAUGACAACCAUUAAGGCUAUGGAACAUUUACUCCAUGCUGCGAAUGUUGAUUCUGAGAGAAUUUUGCAACAAACAGUAUGCUAUGAUCAUUGGUUUUCAUGGACUAUUUCGAUUUCAUGGGGGUAUGUUGUUCAAGUAUAUAGCAAGCACACAUAUUUACCUGAUAUUCUCCCUGUGCAAGAAACAUUCAAGCAGUGGAAAAAGGGAAAUGUUUUAGCAGGAGUGUACACUAUCAACACAAGAGAAUUUCACCCAGAUCCUUGCCAGAGACCAACAAGUUUCUUUCUGGACAGUAUAUCUCUUAGUCAGAAUGGAAUUAAUAGUGUUUACAAGAAAUCUAAUGAAAAUUGCACAAUUUACAUGGGUUCACCAAGGAAACUUGAAGAAAUCAGAGUGUCCACUAAGAAGCUAAACCUCAAUUAUAAGCAGAUGCAGGCACCGAGAAGACAUUGUUGCGACGUGUUACCUUCUACGUCCAGCGCCAAACGUUUGGACAUUGCAAUAAGGGAAUGCAGAGUAGAUGAACUAAUUCACAUGCAUGCAUAG
This is a messenger RNA of Durio zibethinus, 1570 nucleotides long. The record is from RefSeq and is a predicted model, not a curated record. Lineage: Eukaryota; Viridiplantae; Streptophyta; Magnoliopsida; Malvales; Malvaceae.